Hibiscus syriacus is the source of this 978-nucleotide messenger RNA. RefSeq names its product protein STRICTOSIDINE SYNTHASE-LIKE 12-like. NCBI's taxonomy places the organism in Eukaryota, Viridiplantae, Streptophyta, Magnoliopsida, Malvales, Malvaceae. Gene Ontology annotation, molecular function: strictosidine synthase activity. The transcript is spliced from 3 exons. Gene Ontology annotation, biological process: biosynthetic process. Bases 1 to 978 code for a protein of 325 amino acids. The record is from RefSeq and is a predicted model, not a curated record.
AUGGCAAGAAGCCUCACGUUCAUGAGAAUAGCAGCAUCCAUCUUCCUCCUUUGUUGUCUUCCGACGUUAGUUUCAGUAAUUUCGUUGGACAAGCUCCGACUGCCGCGGAAUGCGGCAGGCCCCGAGGCGAUGACUUUUGAGUUGCGGACCGGAAACUUCUUUACCGGUGUGGCCGACGGUAGGAUUCUGAAAUAUCAGGGUCCGACCAUCGGUUUUGUUGACUUCGGAUACGCGGCUCCUACCAGGUCAAAAUCCAUGUGCGACGGCACGGAUAUCUUGAAGCCAAAUCCGAUCUGUGGAAGGCCAUUAGGGAUGGCGUUGCACCAUCGGACGAAACGGUUGUACGUUUGCGACGCGUUUUACGGAUUCGGAGUAUUGGAACCAAAAGGAGGUUUUGUAACGCCACUUUCCACCGCCGCUGAAGGUCAACCUUUCCGUUUCUGCAACGCGGUCUACGUCCAUCAACCGACCGGAAAUGUCUACUUCACCGACGCCAGUUCGGCUUUCGAUAUAACACAAUUCCAAACAGCAGUAAGCGUUAAUGAUUCAACGGGUAGGCUGUUGAAGUACGACGUCGGAAGCAAGCAAGUGACGGUGCUGUUUAGGAACCUCUCGUUUGCCGCCGGAGUUGCAGUCGAUAAAGAUGAGAAAUUCGCCCUGGUUUCCGAGUUCAUCGGGAACAAGACUCGAAAGAUUUGGCUCCACGGCCAUAAACCCUACGAAUCCGAAAUAGUAAACUCUUUGCCGACGCCGGAUAACAUCAAGAGGACGAGAGCAGACGAUUUCUGGCUAGCGGCGGCGAGGAUAGACCGGCGAACGGAAUCGAGUUUGUUGCCUUUAGGACUAAGGAUCAAUGGAAAUGGGGACGUUUUACAGACAGUUAAUCUUGAGCUAUGGUACGGAAACAAUUCAGUGAGUGAAGUUGAAGAGUUUGGUUUCAAGCUUUAUAUUGCUUCACGGCUGGUGGGUAAAUUAUAA